AUGUAAUAAUAUGCAUUAAAUCAAGUUUAAUAAAUUGAUGAUGACUAAGAACUCUAUUAUGAUUUUGGGAAAUUACCAAAUAGAGAUAUUCGUGAUUUAGAAAAUAAUAAGGAAAUUAAAGAACCAUAGCCAUAAAAAGUUUGGAUUCAUUUAUCUUGUUUUUAUUGGUCUCCAGAAUGUUUCUUAGAUGAAAAAUAAGACAUUCUGAGAGGAGUUGAUAAUAUUAAUGCCAAAAGAUUUGCUCUCAACUGCAGCAUUUGUAAUAUUAAGAAGGCAGGAAUGUGCAUAUAAUGCGCCAGAGGUAGCUGUGCUACUUCUUUUCACGUUGAAUGUGCCAGACGAUCUGGAAUAUUCUUGACUUAAACUGUUAUCAAUAAUAAACCGGAUUAUUAAAUAUUCUGCUUAAAACAUGUUCCCCUUAAAGUUAAGAGAAUUCUAGAAUCAAAGCAAAGGUUAUAUGAAAGAGAAAUAAUUGAUUUCUUUAGAGCGUAUGAAAAGUGUAGAUAAGUGCAUAAAAAGAGUGUUUAAAAGCCAAAAAAGUUAAAAACAAACAAAGAGUAAAAGUAAAAAUAAGAAAAUCAGGAACACACAGAGAAUGAAUUCGAUUUAAUAGAUUUUGCAAAUAAAUUAAAGGAGUUUAUAAAUUAGAUUACUGAUUAAUAACUUAUUGUCAAUCUAAAAUUAGAGCAGGGAUAGUAUGCUAUCGAAUCCAUUUCAGGACCUGUCCUCAAACCAUAAAAAUAGUAUAAGCUCACAAUUUUACCAGAGGUUUAUUAAAAUAAAGUUGAUGCAAAUGGCUUACUAGUUACAUAAUUUUAUAAAAGCACUAUUACUGCAACAGAUGAAUUGUGGAAGCAUUUUAAGUAUAGAGAUUAUGAGAAAGAUAUAACAUAUAAGAUGUAUGAGAAAUUAAGAAGAAGGGCAAGCAAAUAUAUGUAAGAAAUAAAUCCUUAAAAAAAACAAGCUAAACUUAUAGAUAUCCUAAUGCUAAAAAAAUAUAAAAAGAAUAAUAAAGCUGAAUUAAAAAGGGAAAUUAUUAUUGAAUAAGUGGGAGAUGAAUUUUUCUAAAGAGAUGAUAAUUUAUAUUGUGUAUGCAGAGGGAAAUUUAAAGACGGGGAUCCUAUGAUUUGUUGUGAAGGGUGUGAUGAAUGGUUUCAUUUUGAUUGCUUAGAAAUGACAAUACCAUUUGAAGAAGCUUCUUAAAUUGAAUUUAAAUGCUUCUUAUGUGUUGAUGAUUUACCUCAAAAUGAAAGAGUACCAAUCCGUAACAUUUAAUCAAAGAUCUUUAAAGAUUCCUCUUUUAAAUUACAAAGAGAAUUAGCAGAGAAAUGUAAAUUGGAUGAGUUAAGAAGAUUAAGAUUGAAAGAUAUGUAUGAAAAUAAAUUAAAGGAGGAAUAACAUUUUGAUAUCGAUAAUCACCAGAUUCAACCAGAUAACAAUGCUUUGAUAGAAGAUUAAAAUAAUCAGGAAAAGCAAUGCUUCUAGGAAGAGUUAAAUAUUUCUGUAGAUAAUUAAUUUCAAAUCAAUAAUCAGACAUUUUAUAAGGAUUAAAUUCAAAUUGAAAUAUAAUUGGAUGGAAAUGAGAAAAAUAAGAAGAGCGAUGAUCAUGUAAAAACACCAAGCAAAACAGAAUCUGUUGAAGAUUAAGAAAAUCAUAAAUUAGAAGUUCCAGAAACUUAAGAAAAAGUCAACAAUAAUAAAUUUAAACAAAAAUCAAUUAGAGACUAUUUCUAAAAGUUAAAGUGAUUAUAUUUAAUUCACAUUAUGGCACAGCAAGUA
Molecule: messenger RNA, 1779 nt
Organism: Paramecium tetraurelia
Lineage: Eukaryota; Ciliophora; Oligohymenophorea; Peniculida; Parameciidae
Exons: 1
Biological process (GO): regulation of transcription by RNA polymerase II
Source: RefSeq, a predicted model, not a curated record